AUGGCGGGCUCAGAGGAUAUCACCGACUUCGAUAUGAUUGAAGAUCAGAAGGAGAACAUUCAGUCCCUGCCCGGAGGCCGCUCAGCGAAGAAGCUAGCCAGUCUUUUCUCUCCAUCUCCUCUACACAAAUAUUCCACCCCGACACCGACCGACACAAAAAAUGUCAACGAUUGCAUCCGCGCAGAAUAUGAGGCGGAAAUCGCAAACAUCUCCGAAUCCGACGAUCCUUUAGAUGUGUUUGACAGAUAUGUGCGCUGGGUAAUAGACGCGUAUCCGUCAGCACAAGCGACGGCCGAAUCACAACUCCACACGAUCCUCGAACGCGCGACGAAGACGUUUGUCACCUCAUCUCAAUACAAGAACGAUCCCAGAUACCUCAAGCUAUGGAUGUACUACAUACAGCUGUUUUCCGACUCACCGCGCGAGACAUUCCUUUUCCUCUCACGACAGGGAAUUGGCGAGAGCCUCGCAUUGUUUUACGAGGAGUAUGCCGCAUGGUUAGAAGGAGCAGGCCGGUGGGCACAAGCAGAGGAGGUAUACAAGCUUGGGAUUGAGCGAGACGCCCGGCCAGCUCAGAGGCUGUUGCGCAAGUUCAAGGAGUUUGAGGCAAGGCUCGCUCGACAGCCAGACGCAUUGGAGGGACCAUCUUCACCAGCUUUGCCCACCGUCCGUCCCGCUCUGGCCAGUAAGACAGACCCCUUUGGCGUUUCAUCACAGCCAGUGGACCCUCAGGCCCAAAGGCAAACAAGCGGUGUUGGGGGCAGCUCAUCCCGAUCUGGAAAGUCCAAAAUAUCCAUCUUCUCCGAUGCGGAUGCCCAACAGCCUGCCAUGUCGUCAAGAGAUGCUGGAUCCAAGGGCUGGGAUAGCAUUGGAUCUCUGGCAGAUCGAAAAAAGGAAAAUGCGAUGGAACCAAAGCCAUGGUCUGGAGAGACGCUCAGGGCAGGUGGCAAGAAGCCUGGAUCUGGUGGGACUAAGCUGGCGGUAUUCAGGGAUCCGUCCCUUGCUCAAAUACAAAAUAUCAUUGUUGUCCCGUCCAAGCAUCAAGUAACGACUCAUCCGCAAACAGGGAAGAGAGAGCGCAUCUUUGUUGACCUCGCGGCCGUUUACCCAACCCCCGAGGAACCCGGUACAGAACUAAGCUUCGAGGAAGUCAUUGCUGCGCAUCGAGGAUGGCUCGACCGCCUGUGGGAUACUGACUAUAGCCGCCAAGGCCACAUGGUGCCUCUGCGCGAGGUGGACAAUUUGACACAAAACACAACCGACAAGCUGAUUAUUGACGGAGACCCAAUGGACUUGGACGAGAAUGGCGUAGUAAACGAGAAGCCCCGAGAAUCUCGUUCAGGCAGGAAAAAGAAGACAAUGGAGGUCAAUGAGACGCAGAUCAUCAAAACGAAACUCGACUCCCCUUCAGGACCAAAGCUCAAGAAGAAGAAAGUAGCGGAGCCCACUAUGACUCUUCACACAAGAGCAGCCACGGAUGAUAUAUACGACAUUUUCAACGCACCGCUCAAAUCCGCACCUGUGGAAGAAAACGAUGAUGACGAUGAAGACUCCGACUCUGACUCCUCCGAUGACGAUGACAAUGAUGAUGAUGAAAUGACUGAUGCCGAUUAUGCAAGUGAUGCUGAGAGCACUGGCGCUACGAGGCAGCUACACGAAGAUGAGAUAUCACAACGCCUGGAGGACGAGUUUGAGGAUGAAGAGCCAGAGCAGCCUAGAACGCGCACCAUCUUCAUUCCCGUCCCACCAGAAGACUAUGAGCCACCAACACGCCCGUAUAGGGAUCCGGCGGAGAUGGCCAACAAUCGACUACCUUUCAUGACGCCCAUCACCGAGAGAACCGAGCCAUCGUUGGAUGUCACCAUAGACCGGGCAUACCAGUUCAAGACGCCUAGUAAGCAUGACGGUAGAGCGGCACUAGUCGAGGAGGCAUCAGACUCGGAAUCCGAGAGCAGCUCUCUGAAAGAAUAUUUCCCAGAAGGGAGACUGUCCAUCAAUGGUCGAACACCUCUAGGGUCCAAGGCUGCUAGAGCACCAAGUAAGAGUGGCCCCAAUAGAGGUGUACCUGUCAAGGGCCCUAUCGUUAAAGAAGCCCAAUGCAGCCCCAUCGAUGACAACGUUCGACGAAGUAUCUUGACAAGCAUACAGCCUCCGCUGGCCAUGUAUCCCGGCUUCUACGAUCACCACAACCAGAAAUACGAGCGUGGCGCAGAGAUUCGAAGAUACGCCAAGGCUGUCAGGUUAGGCAGAGCGAAUCCAGACAAACCCGGACCAGGAAACCUGCCGGCGAUCAUCCAAUUCAUUGACUGUGAGACUAGAUAUGCUGUGAGGAGGGAACUUGGCGCUGGCGCUUUUGCACCGGUGUACUUGGUGGAAAACUCGAACCCGGAUCGAGAGGAAGACGGCCACGAGGUUGGAGCCAGGAUGGGCAAAGGGACAUUCGCCGUAAACCGACGAGCGGCAAUAGAAGCCCUGAAAAUGGAAUCGCCUCCGACGCCGUGGGAGUUUUACAUCAUGCGUACUGCUCAUUCUCACGAAGCCUUCCUCUUCCUGCCAUUCCAUCCUCAUGGCACGUUGCUAGACGUAAUCAACCUCUUUCGAGCAGAGCCUUCAGGCGCCAUGGAUGAGCAGCUUGCCAUGUUCUUUUCCAUCGAACUAUUCCGCACUGUCGAAGCUCUUCACUCAAAAAAUGUCCUUCAUGGCGACUUGAAGCCAGACAACUGCCUCCUCCGCCUCGAUUCCAAGUCAUCACCUGUUUUCUCCGACCAGGCUCUUUCCAGUCAAUGGUACGCCGACGGACGCGGCGGAUGGGAUUCACGGGGCAUCGUUCUUAUCGACUUUGGGCGCGGCAUCGACAUGAAGGCGUUUACCCCUGACGUGGAAUUCAUUGCCGAUUGGAAGACGACAGCGCAGGAUUGCCCCGAAAUGCGAGAGGGACGGCCUUGGACGUGGCAGAUUGACUAUUACGGGCUCGCGGGCGUCAUUCACUGUCUGCUUUUCGGAAAGUACAUUGAGACAGUGCGCGCUGAUCAAGGGGGUUUCGGCCGAGGCGGUCGAAAGUACAAGAUUCGUGAGAACUUUAAGCGGUACUGGCAGACGGACAUUUGGUCGGAUUGCUUCGAGGUGCUGCUAAAUCCGGCUUCGUUCCUCGCCUAUGAGGAUGGCGGCAGGAUGCCUGUGCUCAAGUCGAUGAGGAGCAUCCGUGAGCGCAUGGAGGCGUGGCUGAUGGCCAACUGCGAAAGGGGAGCAGGGCUUAAAGCUACGAUGGGCAGAGUGGAGGCGUUGGUGAGGAAUCGCAAGUAA
This is a messenger RNA of Trichoderma breve, 3303 nucleotides long. RefSeq names its product mad3/BUB1 homology region 1 domain-containing protein. The record is from RefSeq and is a predicted model, not a curated record. Gene Ontology annotation, biological process: mitotic spindle assembly checkpoint signaling; protein phosphorylation; meiotic sister chromatid cohesion, centromeric. Bases 1 to 3303 code for a protein of 1100 amino acids. Gene Ontology annotation, molecular function: protein kinase activity; ATP binding. The transcript is spliced from 5 exons. Lineage: Eukaryota; Fungi; Ascomycota; Sordariomycetes; Hypocreales; Hypocreaceae.